AUGCUGAUUUUUUAGGUUUUGAUGAACAAUUUGGUAAAAAAGGGAUAUAUGAAUGAAGGAUUGAAGAAGGAUUUAGGUGGAUUUUAUUGUAAAUUAUGUGAUGACUUAGCUUCUGAUGGUUUGUCAUGGCUAGACCAUUUAAAUUCUGAUAUGCAUAUUAAUUUGCUUGAAAUCAAAAUGAAAAAUAAAACAGUGACUGUUUUUGAAAUAAAUGAAAAGUAGCAAUAAGAUCAACAACUAAAAUUUAAGAAUAAACUUAAUAGAAGGCAGAAUCAAUUGAAGAAAUCAAUAAAUAGUAAGAAGAAUAAUUGUUAAAAAAAGAAAACAAGACAAAAAUAUAAAAUACAAUAAAUCAAUUUCAAGAAUGCAGCAAAAUGUAUGAUAAAUAAGAAUUGA
Messenger RNA from Paramecium octaurelia, 396 nucleotides. Lineage: Eukaryota; Ciliophora; Oligohymenophorea; Peniculida; Parameciidae. The record is from the annotation of a GenBank genome assembly.